AUGUCUAUUACGACGAAUAAUAUAUCGGUUGAAGAUCUCGAUGAAUUCGAUCGACAAAAAAAACAAGAAGAAAUGAUUCGUCAAUAUUUACAAGUUACAAAUAUUGAUGCAAAUUCUUUACCUAUAAAACAUUCGGCAUCAGAGUCUGAUUCUUCAGCAGUAUUUACAACAACUCUAUUACCAUUAUCAUCACUUAAUCUUAAUGAACUUCGAAAAGAUUUAAAAUUGGCUGAAGAACGUGUUGAACGUUUACGCCAAGAAUUAAAAGAUAUACAAAGAAAACGUGAUGAAUCUUUUGUAACAUCAUCACCACCACCAUAUGUAGUACUAUCAAAAAAUAAGACUAAUACAGAUUUUGUAAAUCCUAAUCUUUCAACAUCUAUCAAUAGAGGAAUUAUAGAUAAAACAUCAUCACCACUUCUACAAGAAUACUUAUCGUCUCAAGAACAACAAAGCCCAAGGCAACUGAUUAAUGGGGCAAUUUCAUCGUCAUUACUAUUACCUAGUUAUAAUUCUGCUAAUCAUUUAUCAACAAAUCCAGGUGAGCAAUUUCUUUUAACCAUGCGUCAACAUCGUGAACAACUUCUUGUCUAUAUUGAUUCAUUAAAACAAGCACUUAGUUCACUUGAUCGAUUAGCUUCAUUCGAACCAACACGUAGUGAAAUUCAUCUUGCUAAUAUGAAACUUGAUACAAUUCAACAAAAAAGUCGACAACUUCGUGCUUUAAAAUCAAAUCGUUCAUCUCAACAAUCUCCAUUUAUUGAAUGUCGUAUACGUCAAUUAGAACAUGACAUAGUUUAUAUGUUAAGUGAACAUCAAAAAGAUGUACAAGCUAAACUUGAAUUAAAUGAACAACGAAGUCUUAUGUUACUUAAAAUAAUGCAAGUAACAGAUGAAUUAGCUGCUGUUGAUCAACAAAUACAACAAUUAUUAUCGAAUAUAACAUCAAAUACUGGCAUACAUCGAACUAAUCCAUCUCUAUCAUCUAAUGAAAUAAAUCAACAACAAUCAUUACGAGUAAUUAAUUCAAUAAAUAACCUUGAUGGAAGACGUGUUUCAUUUCGAGAACAAACUGACAAUAAUAAUCCCUUGACAAAAUUAACUAAUGGAUAUUAUCUUCAUCAUCAUUAA
Molecule: messenger RNA, 1131 nt
Organism: Rotaria sp. Silwood2
Lineage: Eukaryota; Metazoa; Rotifera; Eurotatoria; Philodinida; Philodinidae
Source: the annotation of a GenBank genome assembly